Ictidomys tridecemlineatus (thirteen-lined ground squirrel) is the source of this 2567-nucleotide messenger RNA. It is a transcript of the gene Ebi3, whose product is annotated as Epstein-Barr virus induced 3. Gene Ontology annotation, molecular function: protein binding; cytokine receptor activity. NCBI's taxonomy places the organism in Eukaryota, Metazoa, Chordata, Mammalia, Rodentia, Sciuridae. Gene Ontology annotation, cellular component: membrane. The record is from RefSeq and is a predicted model, not a curated record.
CCCCCUGCACCUCUCCUCCCCCUGGCCCUCUCUGUCACUUGCCCAUCUCUCCGUCUGUCCCUCAGUCUCCAUCCUGAGUCCUUCUCUCGGGUCUCUGUCCAUCUCCGCUCCUCUCAGCCUCUUCCGGUCCACCUCUGACUCUCCGCAACCCUCUGUCUGCCUGCUUUCUGGGUGUCUUCGUCCUCCUCCCCGGGGACCCCCCACCCUGCUUCCUGCUGCAGCCGGAAGGAAGGGAAGGAGGGCCAGAGCCCAGCCCGCUGUGCUGGGAAAGGCCACCGGGUCACUUCUCCCUUUUGCGGUCCCCCUUCCCUGCCCCCACCCCCGGGCUCUCUGCAGCCUGCACCCUCGGUGGCCAGUGAGGGGGGCUGGGGACUCCGCAGCCCUUGCUCAUCUCUCCACUUGCCCCCAAACCGGCCAGUGAGUCAGCCAGCCGGGGAGGGAGGCUCGGUGGCGGGCGGGGCUUUCCCCACGGGUCCCCAGUGCCCUGCCUUUAGCCAAGCUCAGCAGUCCCCACGCCAGACCCUGAGAGAUCAGUCACCGCAGCCAUGACCCUGAGGCUCCUGCUGGCCCUGGCCCUCUGGGCAGGGGGCUGGUCCUGUGGGGGAAGGGCAGUGUCUUCAAGCCAGCCUCGGGUGCAGUGCCGUGCCUCUAGGUACCCGGUGGCCGUGGACUGCUCCUGGACCCUGCCACCAGCUCCCAACUGCACCACAGCCACAACCUUCAUUGCCACAUACAGGCUCGGUGUGGCCGCCCAGGGGCAGAGCCGGCCCUGCCUCCAGCCGACCCCCCAGGCCACCGGCUGCACCAUCCCCGACGUCCAGCUGUUCUCCCUGUCGCCCUACGUGCUCAACGUCACGGCCGUGCGCCCCGGGGGCGCCAGCAGCGGCUUCGCGCCCUUCGUGGCGGAGCACGUCAGUCUCUGCUCAGAUGUCACCUCAAGUGAGGCCUCUCAAGUAUGUUGUCAAACCGGACCCCCCGGAGGCCGUGCGCCUCAGCCCCCUCCCUGGGCGGCAGCUGCAGGUGCGCUGGGAGCCCCCUCGGUCCUGGCCCUUCCCCGAGGUCUUCUCUCUGAAGUACUGGAUCCGAUACAGGCGUCAGGGAGCCUCCCGCUUCCGCCAGGUGGGGCCCAUCGAAGCCACGAGCUUCACCCUCAGAGCUGUGCGGCCCCAGGCCAGGUACUGCAUCCAGGUGGCAGCCCAGGACGUCACGGACUACGGGGAGCCCAGUGACUGGAGUCUCCCUGCUGCCCCCGCCAUGACCCUGGGCAUGUAGCAGCCUCCUGGGACUCCACAGGGACUGGGUCCUUGGACACCCCCUCCCUGCCACUGUGCAGAGGGUGGAUGGCAUCCCCCUGGCCUGAGCACACCUCUGGCUCCACUGCAGCCCGAAGACAGUGACCUUGACCAGUAACUCUGCCUGCCUGAGCCUCCAUUUCCCACAGAGAAGCAGGGACAUGCCCUCCCCCCACACAGCGGGGGGCUCUGUGAACCGUGAACCUCACAUACUUUUAUUAGAUAAUUUAAUUAGAAGAACUGUUGACAGAAGCCCGUCUCCAUCCAUUCUGUGUUCAGAGAACAGAACCCCCGGGCGGGGGCAGAGCUGGGCGCCUAUGCAGAAUGAAUAGAAAGGCUGCCCGGAAGCCUGUGGGCAUGGCUGGCGCUGGCCCCCAUCAAGGGCCGCCUCUGUGUCAUGCCAGGGCGGAGGUGCAAAGGCAGGGGAGCGUGAGGUGAGAGGGGAGGGCUACACUCUCCCCUGCUCAGCCCCCUCCCUGGGUGCCCAACCCACUGCUGAGGGGAGGCCUGGAUCCAUCCCAGCACUUGACUACGGGACACACGGAUCUCAGCACCUCCAUUCACUCAGGCAAGACCCAGAGAGGACUCAGCCCCAGGCCCUGCCCUUGAGAUGAACCCGAGGUGAGAAAAGUGCAGAAGGGCACAGACUCAGCAAGUCACCCUGCCCAGGGGGCCAGCUCUGGACACAGACCAGGGCCUGGGGGUAUCAAGGGGUGGGGGGCAGACUUCUGCCUGGAAUGCUUCGGCAGAAUCCGUGAGGUUCAGGGCUUGCUCCACUCCCCUCCUAAGGCUGCCCAGAAGCAGGAGUCGCCAGGGAAGGGUAAACCUGAGGAGCCUACAGGGAGCCAGGCCCUGAAGGUCAGAGAAAGGGCGUGGGCUUUCCAAUGGACCUCCCAGGGGUCUCAACUCAAAAGCACUCGCAGACAGCCUCCCCCUCACACCCUGGCCACCAAGCGGUGGGGUCUUGGUCUCCUGGUGCCACGGGGAGGCCCAGUCCCGGGCAGGCAGAGUAGAGCUCCAGACACCUAGCCCUCAUCUCUGGGCCUGUGAACACGGUCCCUGCCACAACCAAGAAAGCCGUGGACUUGAAAGUGCUUUUGGUUCUUCUGGGUUGACACCAGCCGUACUCAAAAGUGUGCUCAAGAUGAGAGAUCUUUCAUUAAGUCGAUGACAUUAGGGGCUGGGCGGUGGCUCGGUGGCAGAGCGCUUGCCUGGCAGGUGCCAGGUCCUGGGUCCGAUUCUCGGUACCACAUAUAAAUAAAUAAAAUAAAGGUC